AUGCCCACCGCAUCCGAGGCCGGCCCAUCCCGGCAGCGUCGCCGCAGGGACUCGGCCGACGGCGCAGACCCCUCCAACCCGACCGCGGAAUCUUCGGGCAGGGAGGCGAGAAAGAGGAGAAGGGAGCGAGAGACUCGCACACCCUCGGCAGCCGACAAGGCGGCCAACGAGGAGGAGAGCAAGCGCGUCCGGAGCGGCUACAGAGACCUACAGGCACAGGCAGAAGACACCAAGAAGAACCUGGCCGCAUACGGACCCGAACACCUCGUCCGCCUGCUCAGCGCGUCCGAAGAGCUCUACAACAAAGUCAAAGAGCCGAAUGAUGCGCUACUCGAUUCAAAGUUUCUGCUCAACAUGAGCGAGAUCGGCACGCAGAUGAUGAAGACGGUCAAGCUCGACGGCGGCGCCUUUGACGUCGACGACUACCUCGGACGCCUGGCGCGUUUCAUGGGCGGCUCCGCCGCGCCGCUGCGACCGGGGCCGUCUGCACGCAACAGAGGUGCCAAUGGGCAUGCCAGCAGCGACGACGACGACGACGACGGAGCAGGCGAGAGCGGCGAUGCCGACGACGUGGAGAGAUGGGACUGGGACAAGCUCGGCAGGACGGCGGCGAAAUACUCGCGGAGAGCGCCAGCGCUCGAUUUUCUACUCGGCCCACUCCUGAUCCAGCAAAAGACCCGCAAGGCCACGCAGCGGAAGCCGGUCGAGCCCACGACGGGCGUCAGGGCCGCUCCAGCUCAGCUGCGACAAACCGACAUCCAGCAGAGUCGCGAAAACGACACGUCGAUCCAGGUGCGCCGCGUCGCCAAGCUCCUCACCGAGCACGGCAAGGGCGACGACGGCGGCGUCAGCCUGUUCCACUUUGCCAUCAACCCGGAGAGUUUCAGCAACACGGUCGAGAACCUGUUCUACAUCAGCUUCCUCAUCAAGGAGGGCAAGGCGCGGCUGUACGACGGCGCAGACGGCUUUCCGCGGCUUGCACCGGCGACACCGGCGACCGACGAAGACGCCGAGCGAGGCGUGAAAAAGAGCCAGUUCGUCUGGGAACUGGACAUGGACGUCUACCACGACAUCAUCCGGCUCUUUUCCAUUGAAUCCUGCAUUAUACCCACGCGCAAGGCCGCCGACAUUGUCACGGGCACGACGGCCAACGGCGCCCCUUCCACGUCGCAGAGGGCCAGAUCCGCCCGCGCCUAA
Pseudozyma flocculosa PF-1 is the source of this 1197-nucleotide messenger RNA. RefSeq lists its product as uncharacterized. Gene Ontology annotation, biological process: DNA repair. The coding region runs from base 1 to 1197 and encodes 398 amino acids. The record is from RefSeq and is a predicted model, not a curated record. The transcript is spliced from 7 exons. Gene Ontology annotation, cellular component: nucleus; Smc5-Smc6 complex. NCBI's taxonomy places the organism in Eukaryota, Fungi, Basidiomycota, Ustilaginomycetes, Ustilaginales, Ustilaginaceae.